AUGUUAUGGAAAAUUUUUUUAAGUUAAAUAAUCUGUACGGUCCGGAACCAUAUAAAAUCUGGUUGGGUUCUUCACUAGCUUUAAAUGUAACAAAGCCAGAAGAUUUACAAAUUAUAUUAAAUAAUUCUAAUGCUUUUGACAGAGGUAAAUUAGCCAAAAUGUUGAGUGGUGCUUUUGGAGAAGGAUUAAUUACUACUUCUGUUCCUAAAUGGAAAAUACAUCGACGAAUUAUCUCUCCUUUUUUUAACACUUCUUCCAUAAAUAAAUUUUUACCAAUUUUCAAUGAAAAUAGUGCAGGUUUCAUAUUAAAUCUUCAAAAAGAACUGCGAAAUUCCGAGUCAUUUAAUAUUUGGGAUUAUGUUAAUUCUGUUUCUGUUAAUUCAAUAUGUGAAGCAGCACUGGGACAUCAUCGUGAUGAGGAAGAUGACGACAAAUCUGAAUUUUUUUAUUUAGUGAGAAAAAUUACAGAGCGAGUUAAUGCCAGACUAAAGAAGCCAUGGUUGUAUCCUGAUUUUAUUUUUAGUAUUUAUGGAAAAAUUACAGGCUUGAAUCAAAUGUAUGAAAAUUUAUAUAAAUUUCCAAACAAAAUAAUUAAAGAAAAAAAAAGCCUGUAUGUUCAAAGAAAGAAAACCAACCACAGUUCUUUAAACUUAACCAACAAUGAAGAUAAACAAAGACCAAUAUUUUUGGAAUUAUUGUUGGAGUUAAAUGAUGAAGGAGCCUAUUUUUUAAACAAUGAUUUAAGAGAUGAAGUUUUAACUAUGAUAAUUGCAGGCAGUGAGACUAUUUCUAUAACCACUUGUUUCUGUAUUUUAAUGUUAGCUAUCCAUCAAGACAUACAGGACAAAGUUUAUGAUGAAAUUUACCAAAUAAUGGGAGAAGGUGAUCGAAAAGUAACAAUUGAAGAUACGGUUAAGUUUGUAUAUCUGGAACAAUGUAUCAAGGAAACUCUUCGAAUGUAUCCCGCAGCACCAGUGAUAAUGAGAUAUCUUCAAGAUGAUGUCAAAAUGAGUAAUUACACAAUUCCAAAAGAUACUACUAUUUUUAUACCAAUAAUAGUCACUCAUCAUCUACCAGAGUUGUACCCAAAUCCCUGGGAGUACAACCCACAUAAUUUUGAUCCAGAGAAGGUUGCAAAACGACACAAGUAUAGUUUUAUUGCGUUUAGUGGUGGACCUAGGAAUUGUAUAGGGGAAAAGUAUGCAAUGCUAUUAAUGAAAGUUUUGCUAUCUACAUUUUUACGUAACUAUAGUGUUCAUACUAAAUGCAAAAUGUCUGAUAUAAAGUUAAAAUUCGAAUUAUCGUUAAAAAACGCUGACGGAUAUCAAGUAACAAUACGUCCUAGAAACACGAAACCGACAUACAAAGUUUAAUUGAGUUUAAAAAAAAAGUUUUGAUUUAAAAUUUUCGUUUUUUUCAAUUAUGGUCUAUAAAAAUGUAUGUAUGAGUAAUAAUUCAUUAUUUAGUAAUCAUUUAACUAAAAGUUAUUUUAAGUCAUAGAAUUGGUAUGUAUAGUCAGUGGAGUAUUUUGACUAUUUUGAAAUUUAAUAAAAAUACAAU
Molecule: messenger RNA, 1560 nt
Organism: Daktulosphaira vitifoliae (grape phylloxera)
Lineage: Eukaryota; Metazoa; Arthropoda; Insecta; Hemiptera; Phylloxeridae
Product: cytochrome P450 4C1-like
Exons: 11
Coding region: 6-1373 (455 amino acids)
Molecular function (GO): iron ion binding; oxidoreductase activity, acting on paired donors, with incorporation or reduction of molecular oxygen; heme binding
Source: RefSeq, a predicted model, not a curated record